AUGCCGAAGAAGAAAGACGCACACGCGUGUGUUGUCACAGUUCACUGUAGCAUUACAUUUUAUUUAGCUGAGCGUUUGAGACGGCAGUAAGCUCGUGUAUUAACCCUGACAGACAUGUCUUCAUUUAGAAAAGCCCUGAAAUCCAAACAGCGGGAUCAUAAAGAGCGAUCUCAGCCUGGAUCCAGGAAACAUUUAGGACUCCUAGAGAAGAAGAAGGACUACAAACUCCGUGCAGAUGACUACCAUCGAAAACAGAAAACCCUUAAUGCCUUGCGCAAGAAGGCGCUGGACAAGAACCCAGAUGAAUUCUACUACAAAAUGAUAAACACUCAAUUAAAGGAUGGAGAGCAUGUGAUUAAACAGAAAGAGGAACAGCUGACUGAGGAACAGAAGAAAAUCAUGAGAACUCAAGACAUUGGAUAUGUGGAAAUGAAGAGGGUGGCCGAGUCUAAGAAAAUUGAAAGAUUAAAGUCUGAGCUGCAUCUUCUAGACGUCGAGGGAAAACAGAAAAACAAACACCUCUUUUUUGUGGACUCCAAAAAAGAAGUGAAGGAUUUUAAUCUGGCCACACACCUCAACACAGUGCCUGAGCUUCUAAACAGAGCCUAUAACAGACCUACACUGGACACACUGGUGAACAAGAGCAUUGUGGGUGCUGUGACUUCAAACAAUAUUAAGAAACUGGCCAGACAGCGAAAGGCUCGAUAUGAUGAACUGUCCCAACGUAUUGACCGAGAGAGAAAAAUGUUCAUCAUCAGUCAGAAGAUCCAGACUCUCAAAGACCUUCAGGACAAGAACAAGAAAGUAAAAGUGAGGAAUGAGACGCCCACUGCUCCUGCCAUCUACAAAUUUGAGACCAAAAGGAAAAGAUAACACAAUUUCCCCCACACCACUGGAAACAUACUACUUCCAGGAGAGACAUUCACAUGCUUAAAACAAUACACAACUGAGCUUGAGCACGAGCCAAAGCCUGAGUUUACAUGUAUGAUUUUAAUUUACUGCAUGUAGGUAGGCUUACAGAUCGAUUGGGAAGUGACAUGGCGGCUAACUGAAGAUUUAUUUUUGGUUACACUGCCCACUCUCAAUACAUGUAAGCAGGAUUUCGGUUGCUACCUUCAUUUUUGACAACGCUGCCGUUUUGUAAUGUUUGUGUGUGUAUAAAAUAUGCUAUUAGAGCUUGUUGUGGAUUGUACUGAAAUAAAACCUUGUUAUA
Molecule: messenger RNA, 1213 nt
Organism: Ictalurus furcatus (blue catfish)
Lineage: Eukaryota; Metazoa; Chordata; Actinopteri; Siluriformes; Ictaluridae
Gene: utp11
Product: UTP11 small subunit processome component
Exons: 8
Coding region: 115-873 (252 amino acids)
Biological process (GO): rRNA processing
Cellular component (GO): small-subunit processome; nucleolus
Source: RefSeq, a predicted model, not a curated record